Messenger RNA from Andrographis paniculata, 1220 nucleotides. Its product is annotated as wall-associated receptor kinase 3. The record is from RefSeq and is a predicted model, not a curated record. NCBI's taxonomy places the organism in Eukaryota, Viridiplantae, Streptophyta, Magnoliopsida, Lamiales, Acanthaceae. The transcript is spliced from 2 exons. Gene Ontology annotation, molecular function: polysaccharide binding. Bases 120 to 1037 code for a protein of 305 amino acids.
CGAGUCCACUCUCUCUUUCUCUCUUGCUAUAAAGCCAAGCCAAGCCAAGCCGAGUGCCCAUUGAGGCAAGAAUCAUAUUCAUCCAUUCCUUGAUUUUUCUUUCUCUCUCACACCAACUCAUGAAGAAGGCACUCUUUCCUCCCCUUUCCACACUUGUGCUCAUCAUCAUCAUCUUCCCCUUCCUAGUCUCCUCCCAAACUUGCCAAAAAACAUGCGGCAAAAUCCCCAUCAAGUACCCCUUCGGCACCAGCUCCGGCUGCGGCGACCCACGCUUCCAGCCAUACGUUGCAUGCACCCCGCAAGACCAGCUCACGUUCACCACCCACACCGGCUGCUACACCGUCACCUCCAUCGACUACCCCAACCAAGUCAUCUACAUCUACGACCCCUCCAUGUCCACCUGCUCCUGCAAGCUCCCUAGCAGAGGCUUCGGUCUCGACUGGGAUGCCCCCUUCGCCUUCCAUGACACUACCGUCUUCGCUCUCCUCGACUGCUCCACCGACUCCUCGCCUAUCUACAAAGGCGGCAGCGGCAACAACUCGACGUUCCCCAUGUGUGAUUCUCUCGGCUCGUCCGUGUGCAGCCUGCUCUACUCGUGCGAGGCCAUCAGCCGGCUGAACCUCCCCGGAUCCGAGUGCUGCGUGUACAUGCCCGUCGAUCUUGGGCCCUCCUUCGAGAUGGACUUGCAGAAGCUGCAGUGCGCGUCGUACUCUGCUCUAUACGGAUUCAACCUGGGGUCGAACCCGGCGACGUGGACUUAUGGGAUUGCAGUUAAGUACAAGUUCAACUUCGAGAACAAUUAUCCGGAGCUGUGUAGUGACUGCGAGAAGAGCAAUGGCGUCUGCGGAUACAACUAUGACUCGGAAAAGUCUUUCGCAUGUAACUGUCCUGGAGGCAUGAACACGUCAACAGAUUGCCCGUACGAAGCUUCAUGGAGCCACGGAGGAGCACGGCUCAUUUUUGUCCCCCCUAGGACAACUUGGAUCGUGCUCGGCUUGUGCUGCUUCGUGUGGCUCAUCUUGUCGAAAGAUGUCUAACAAGAAAGGCGAUGACCGACCAGAAUUUCAAAAUAUGUAAAGGGAAGGAACCAACUUAAUAGCAGCAGCUGCUGCUGGUAUGGUAUGGUAUGGUGAUCUGAAUGUAGCAUUUGUUUGGUGUAAAAGAUUUGAUUGAGGGUUCUUUCUUGGAAUUUCACUGUGCAUUAAUUUUUUAAAGACCUU